Staurois parvus is the source of this 295-nucleotide messenger RNA. The record is from the annotation of a GenBank genome assembly. NCBI's taxonomy places the organism in Eukaryota, Metazoa, Chordata, Amphibia, Anura, Ranidae.
CUCUCCCAAGAAAAAAAAAUACCUCUCUAGCAAUGCACACCAAACUGAGCAUGUUCAACUUGCCCCCAAGGCUCUGUUCUAUCAGCAGAUGAAUUGGGGACAGUAGAAGAAGGGGAGGAUAAGAGAAAACUGGAUCAAACCACCUUUUUACAUAAUGCGGAUGAUUAACCCCUUAGGUUCCACAGUGAGUAUAACAAGCAUGCUUUACUGCCAGGGGCGGACUGACAACUCAUGGGGCCCCCGGGCAAUAGGGGAUCAUGGGGCCCCUGUGUUCUUGCCCAAACUCAAAAAACCU